Messenger RNA from Drosophila montana, 1357 nucleotides. It is a transcript of the gene Asciz, whose product is annotated as ASCIZ zinc finger protein. The record is from RefSeq and is a predicted model, not a curated record. Gene Ontology annotation, cellular component: nucleus. Gene Ontology annotation, biological process: regulation of transcription by RNA polymerase II. Bases 29 to 1312 code for a protein of 427 amino acids. The transcript has a single exon. Lineage: Eukaryota; Metazoa; Arthropoda; Insecta; Diptera; Drosophilidae. Gene Ontology annotation, molecular function: DNA-binding transcription factor activity, RNA polymerase II-specific; transcription cis-regulatory region binding.
AAUUGGAACAAAUGUUUUUGUCGGGUCCAUGUCAUGUAAACACACGCCCGAUAUUAAGGAGCUGCUGCCGGUGCGCCAGUAUCGCUGCGAACAUUGCAGCGAUCAGGUAUUUGGCAAUCAAAGUCACUAUUACCUGCACCUGCGACGUCGACACAAGUUGACAGCUAUAAAGAACGAUAUGGCCAUAUCAGCGUAUCACUGUCCAGUGGAGAAAUGUAUUUAUCAUGCUCGGUGUGAGGGCGGCCGCGGCUUUGCGAAUCUCCGAUUCCUGCGGCAACACUACCAAAAAAUCCACAUGGCCAAGGAGUUUAAAUGCACCGAAUGUAACGAAACAUUUUUACUCGCGCGACAUUUAGAGAAGCAUCAGUGCUGUUCGGUUUACCAAUGCCCCGCAUGCGAGCUCACAUACACAAGCAAGGCGAGUCUCCAGACUCAUAUGCGUCGCAAGAACCACCUGGACACAUCCAGCAGUAGUGAUGUGACCAAGGAAGUGCCAUCGUUGUCGUCAAAACUGGCAAUACCUUCUUUGAAGUCAUGGAAAAAGUUGCAGAAAAACUUGUCUAACGAGGAAAAUCAAUCCGCAAGCACAGGGGAAACGCUUAGCGAUACUACUAUAAAUCUACCCGCCGUGGAACAUAUACCCCCAAUGGACUCGCCUAUGCAACCAUCGUACUAUUGCUUGCCAGAAAUUGAGGUCCCAUAUGCCCUACAAACAUCAACGCAGACUGAGGAUAGCGUCGACAUGGACGUUGCAAUACAAACAGCAAUAGAUGUAGCUUUGAAAGAGCGUGCCAACGCCGCGAAUGAGUUGUCUAUGCCAAAUUUUACAGUUGAGGAGGUCGAGCUACUUUUGCGCGACAUGGAAACUCAAACCGACGAUGUGGACCUUGAUGGGAUCGACAUGAAUAAUGAAGUUCUGGUGCCCCUUAUACGAAACAUACAAACCCAAACGCUCGACAAUAGGCAACACCAGGGCACAAUGACGGAGCUUGACCUGGAGACGGAGACAGAGGCGCAACAAGAGGUAGGAAGUGCAACAAAUCAAAACUAUGCCGCUUACCAGGAACAGGAAACGAUGUACGGGCCACAAAACUCGGCUCACAUGCACACCCAGACUUGCGAUGAGCUGUUCGAGGAACUCGGCCUGUCGCAUAUACAAACCCAAACGCAUUGGCCCGAUGGCCUUUACAAUACGCAGCACACCCAAACUUGCGAUGAAAUAAUGCUGGACGAGUUGCUGGAGAACUUUCAGUCUACUUGUACGCAAACCAGGUGGCUGGAUUGGCAGGAAACCAAUGGAACUGCCGACUGAGCACAUUAAUAAAAUACAGAUUUCUAAUAUAUGAAUCUUAACAAA